This is a messenger RNA of Iphiclides podalirius (scarce swallowtail), 435 nucleotides long. The record is from the annotation of a GenBank genome assembly. Lineage: Eukaryota; Metazoa; Arthropoda; Insecta; Lepidoptera; Papilionidae.
AUGCCGACUUAUAGGCUGGUGGAUAGACCAAGAGGCGUGUGCCGUGUCCUGGGCGGUCUGAAGAUGUGCUUCCUCAACGUACUGCGGCUGCAGGUGGCGCAGAACCAGCGCCAGAAGCGUCUUUACAAGCAGUAUAUGGAGCAGCUUGCUGGUGCUUACGUCGAGCGGUGCACGGAUUUUAACGCAAUGCAUUGGGAUCCUCGCUAUAACUGCGGACCGACGCCCGAAUGGCGCUACUCGGUCCCCUGCGACGAACGCUGGCUCGGCACCGAGGGUUCGCGCUCGUGUUAUGACUCGGAGUGUACAGACAGCGGCCGGUGUUCCUCGCCGUGCUGCUCCGAGGUCAUCUUCAACGGCGGUCAGCACUUCAGCGGGAAGGGGUACAAUCAGCACGUAUGUCGUCACCAAGCGAUCUGCUAUCCAGGCAACUUUGGG